Molecule: messenger RNA, 4612 nt
Organism: Eriocheir sinensis (Chinese mitten crab)
Lineage: Eukaryota; Metazoa; Arthropoda; Malacostraca; Decapoda; Varunidae
Exons: 13
Coding region: 812-4612 (1266 amino acids)
Source: RefSeq, a predicted model, not a curated record
GGAGGGCGGCAGGGCGCCCGCCAGUGUACCUGAGGGCCGGAUGGGAGGUAGACGUUCUCAGAGCUUUCCCUCCGGGUCGGUGCAGCGCAGCGGCAACCUUCAGUCUCCUCAGCCCCGGGCCGCCAGGGCCAGGCACCGCGCGCCCGCUGCCAGUCUGCCGUCGCCACUCCUUGCGGGCUAGUGUGCUGCCUCCUUCCCCCGCCCGUGUGUGCUACUCGUGACUCCGUUAACUGGUCAAUGAAAAUAACAAAGGAAAAAGUGAUGCAUGAAAUAUUUUGAAGCUGACGCGACAAGCUUAGAAAAUAGAUACAAAUGUGGAGGAAAGAAGCUGAAAGUUAGGAGUGAGGAAAAAUGGAACUUACAAACGUGUCAAUCAAAAUCUUGUAAAGAAGUCUACUCUUCUGAGGCCAGAGAAAGUGAAAGUAAACAGACAAAGUUUGAGCUAUGAAAUUGGUGUCGUAGGUCGUGAUGGCAAAUAUUUUCAAAUGCGAAACGUGAACAGCUGCAACAUGAAGACGCGGGGUCUGGGGGUCGAAGGAAAGUGUCAAGGAUCAAUAUUAACGCCAGAAAACGUGAUGCCGCGCUAAUGAGCUGUGUUAUAGAUUUCCUGAAUUCUGAAAGAAUUUCGAGAGUUCCUCCGCUUCAGAAAUCAAUAAAAAUGGGACGAAUGUACCGUAUUGUUAAGGUGAAUGUAAUUAUUGAUUCAGUGAAGAUUUUCAAACUUUCUUCAACAUUAAAGCCCAGUGUCAAGCUCAUCAUGGAGAGAGGCGAAAAGUGAAUCACAGUGACCUGGCCAAGGUGUCACGACAGGAUGGAUUGCCGCAGCUUGGUCAUGACCUCGCUCUUCUGGGCCACCGCAACGGCCGCGUCGAAACAGCCGGCCGUGGUGCGGUCCGUGUGGGUGGUCAGUGGAGGGCGCGCCGAGCUGCCCUGCGCCCCGACGCCCAAACACAAGCAAGACUCGGCCCUCGUGGUGCUCUGGUACCGCUACAGCGACACCAUCCCCGUCUACAGCUAUGACGCCCGGGAUGGGGAGUUCACCUCGGGCGUCGGGUGGGCGGACGAAGGGGAGCUGGGCGGGCGGGCACACUUCAUCCCAUCCUCGGAGCCGCCCACGCUUGUACUGGAGCCUGCCCACGCCCGCGACCAGGGUGUGUACACGUGCAGGGUGGACUACCUGCUCUCCCCCUCCACCACGGCUGUCGUCAACCUCACAGUUAUGGUCCCGCCCGGGCCGCCCAUGAUCCUGUGGGGCGGGCGCGGGGUGGUAGACGUGGUGGGGCCGCUCGGGGAGGGUGAGAGGGCGGAGCUCACCUGCAGGAGUAAGGGCGGGCGGCCUCCCCCAACGCUAUCCUGGACGAGGAGGGGCCAGCGCCUGCCCCUGCUCGGCACCAACACGUCCUCCUCUCGAGACACAGAGAACAUUUGGGUAGAGGCGCGCGUGGCCAUCGUGGGCAGCCGGGACCUCCUCGGCAGCACGCUGUCCUGCCACGCCCACAUGCCCUCCCUCGCCCAGGCCCUCACUGUCGUCCCGCAGGUCCAGACGGCCUCCGUCAUCGUCAACGUCACGUUGCCGCCGGUGACAGUGAGGAUCCUGAGCCCCGGUGCGGCAGCCUCGGCGGGCACAGAGCUGCGACUGAGCUGCCGUGCUGCGGGCUCCCACCCCCCCGCCCUCAUUAUUUGGUGGAACGGACACAAGCGGCUGUCUCCGGUGUCUUACGCAGUGGAGGCGGGAGGCAACGUCACCAGCGCCACGCUCACGCUGCUGGUGAGGCGGGAACACAAUGGGGCGACGCUCACCUGCACCGCCUCCAACCCCGCCCUACCCGGGGAACGCCACCUGUCAGACUCCAUCAAGCUGAGCGUCUACUACGCCCCCGAGGUCCGCCUGUCGAUGGGUCGCCGCGUCAACCCCAGCAGCCUGAAGGAGGGGGAUGACGUCUACUUCGAGUGCAGCAUCACCGCCAACCCUCCGUACAAGCGCGUCAUCUGGUACCACAACGGCUCGGUGGUGGCGCACAACCAGACCUCGGGCGUGAUCGUGAGCAGACAGAGCCUCGUCCUGCAGCACCUGAGGCGGGAACACGCGGGGACCUACACGUGCGGGGCCACCAACCACGAGGGGCAGAACACGAGCAAUGCCGUCAUUCUGUCCAUUAAACACGCUCCGGUGUGCGCCGGGACGGGGCGGGAGAGGACCCAGGGGGCGGCCCGCGGCUCCACGGCGUCCAUCAAGUGCCUGGUGGAGGCGGAGCCUGCGGAGGACGUCACGUGGUCGUGGGUCAAGAAGCGAGCGGACGGCACGGUGGAGGAGCUGCCCGACGACGACGUGCGGGUGGAUGGCUUGUCCUCCAGCAUCAUCGUCACGCCCAUCACGCCCGAGGACUACGGACGCUUCCUCUGCCGCGCCGCCAACAGCGUGGGGCAGCAGCGCGAGGCCUGCGUGGUGACCCUGGUGCCGGCGGGGCCGCCAGACACGCCCACAAACUGCUCCGUGUCCCCGGAAGACCCCAGCACGGUGCACGCCCGCCCCACCACCGACGCCCUCACGGUCACCUGCCUCGAGGGCUUUGACAGCGACCUCUCGCAGCACUUCACGCUGCAGACGUGGCAGGACAACGAGCUAGUCGCCAACAUGACCAGCAUGUUCCCGGAGUGGGUGGUGGCGGGGCUGCGGCCGGGGGUGGGCGUCACGCUGCGGGUGGCGGCUCAUAACACACGGGGCCGCAGCGACGCCUUGCGCUUUGAGGUACACACCGCCAGCAUCAAGCAACACGCCGUCAGAGACUCCAAGUGGGGCAUUCUGGGCGUGCCGCCGCUGCUGGGGGUCCUGGUGGGGGUGGGCGCAGUGCUGCUCCUCAUCCUUAUCACGGGCGUGAUCGUGGCCAGACAAAUGAGGCGUCCACCGCCGCCCACGCACGUCCACACUGUCAUCAUGACGCCCACCGCCACUACCGACACCACCACCACCACCACUAAUACAAUCACCGUCCCUGAUCCCGACACCUACGACCCUGACGUGGUGUCUUCCCUGUGUCGCCCUACCGACAGUCUGGAUGUCCUGCCCAACUCAGACCCCACCCAGCAGACCACGCCCUCCACCACUCUCACCGUUGCGCAGGCUACCAUGCAUCAAGGAGAGCAAGGGCAGGCCGUGGCAGGGAGCCACAACAACAACCAAGGCAACACACACACGUCCUUCCCCCGCGGGGUCUGCCUCCACAGACAGAACAGUGCUUUCGGGGACAGUGAAGAGACGGCCGACUCGGACUCUGAUUCUACCUUCACGGACCUGACCGCGGCGGGCCGGGCGGCCGCCGCCCUGCCGCCAGCGUCCAGGAACUCCCUCCCGCGGGUAAAGAGGCACAUCCACCAAUUAUCAUCCUCUCCACUCGACUUACAGCUGCCAGCGUGUCAGGUGUCCCAGGUGGUAGCGACUCCCGACGGUAUGAUUCAGCGCAUCCCUUAUUUGCUUCGGAACCCGCGACAGCUUUCACCCUCCUCCUCGGCGGACCUGCGGCACCAGACGGCUUCGGCGGAAGAGCUACACCCUCUCAUCUUCUCCAGAGACUUUAGGCAGCUGCUGACGUCAGCGGAUGUGAGACAGUUGUCUUAUUCAGGCACAGAGCUCAGGCUACUUCCUGGCACUGGCACGUGGCCGCUUGGCUCCUCAUCAGGGGAGCUCAGACUUCCUCUACAGUCUUCGAUAACCACAGAAGAGCUUCGCCUGAUGCGCUCAUCGUCAGGGUCAUCUCCGUGGGACUCGCAAGCCACGCCAAUCUUCAGCAGUCUCUCCCCGGUCAACCAUCGAAUGCCGUGCACGGAGGGGACGCAGCUUCCAUCACAGACGCCCAUCACACUGCCAAAACCGCACUCGCCCUGCGGCCACUUGCAUUUCCGAUCAUCUAGCACCCAGCCUCUUCUUCAGGCCAUAUGCACUGAGCCCCAGCCCCAGCCCCAACCCCACUGCCUGGAUCCUAGGCUUUAUCAGCCCUAUGUUGGCCGUCAGCCUCAGGAGCCCAGUGGGAUUCUUCAUCAUCAUGGAUCUUGUCCCGUAUCUCAGGCCGCGGGAGCGAGUGCUGAGGCUCAGUCACGACUUGGCUUUGUCGACUCCCACCGCCAGGCGGAGGGUUCGAGUGUUGCCCCCAGACCACCAUGUUCAGAGCAUGGGGCUCCAGCAUUCAAAGGUUACAAGACAACGCCCGCACAGGCCAGAGUUUCUGAAGAACUCCAAGUAUCUCUGAGGGAACUUCAGCCCCCACCCGCACCAAGCAGUGAGGUGGAGCCACUACCAGACACUAUAGAGCUACAACCGCCUCCGUCCUUUAGGGGGGCCGGGCAAUUCUCUCAAUUAGAAGUUGGCUCACUAACAGACACUGUUCGCCAGAGGAAGCCGGUAGGACAACCCGUAGCUUGUCCACUGCCUCCUUCAAUGGGCCACUUGCCAAAAUACAAGUCACCUGAUGGGUCGAGUGCAAAGUCUAGUUCAGUUGUAUUUCAAAGAAAACCCUUUCCGUGUCACGAUAUAAAUAAAAAAUUGGAACAAUCACAGGACAUUUUUACGAACCUCAUCUGUGGUAGGUCUGCAUACGUUUGGAUCAAAGGCAAAUAA